AUAAGACAGUCUAUACCUUGAAUAUCCUGAUUAGAAGUACAGAAUUCCUACAAAACCAUGCUGGUGCUCUUCAUGUCUGUCCACUUUGGCUUGACAAGGUUGAAGGUGAAAACUACUGAGGAAGACCUGGAUGUUCUGCACCCUGUGUAUCAGCCCAGAAGUGGCCCUAUAAAGGGAUCUGUGGAUCCCUUAAAAAUCAAAUGGGCUUUAAUUUGGACAUUCUCAAUAGGAAGGGUUUAACAAUUAACUUUAUAGUCAGGUACUUUGAUCAAGAGAUGAUACUAGAUGGCUGUUUCUGUUAUUCAACCUGAUUUCUAGAAUGAAGUUGAAUUAAUUUGAUAUCAGAGGCUGGCCUUGAAUUUCAGGCCUCCAGAUAUCAGUCCCCCCAAGAAGAUCCCGCGCCUGCGCCUUGUGAGAUCCUGCUCCCCCCCCCCCCCAGCUCCCAAACAUCCAUCUAUCCCAGCAUAUUCGCUACCCAGGAGGCACCACGCGGCUCUGCGCACGCGCUCUGAUUCAGUGUCAGAGCAGCCGGGUGGUCACGUGUUAGCAGAGCUCCUGAGGUGGUGUUUGGCUGUUGUACGGCCGUGAAGAAGCGCGCAUUUUCCCAGUUGUGGGGAAUAGGAAGUUGGCUGCCACUCCCAAGUUUCUGGGGGAAGGUUCCACGGGAAAAGCUGCUCGCUCCUGCUUACUCUGUGGUCUGGAGGACUUCUCAGGAUCUGACAACCUCCUUAUCAUGUCUUUGUGUGAAGAUAUGCUGCUUUGUAAUUACCGAAAGUGUCGCUGCAAACUCUCUGGGUAUGCAUGGGUUACUGCCUGCUCUCACAUCUUCUGUGAUCAGCAUGGUAGUGGUGAGUUUAGUCGUUCACCAGCUAUCUGCCCUGCCUGUAACAGUACCCUUUCUGGAAAACUAGAUAUUGUCCGCACAGAACUCAGUCCAUCAGAGGAAUAUAAAGCUAUGGUAUUAGCAGGGCUGAGACCAGAGAUUGUGUUGGACAUUAGUUCCCGAGCACUGGCCUUCUGGACAUAUCAGGUACAUCAGGAACGUCUCUAUCAGGAAUACAAUUUCAGCAAGGCUGAAAGCCAUCUGAAACAGAUGGAGAAAAUAUAUACUCAGCAAAUACAGAGCAAGGAUGUAGAGUUAACCUCUAUGAAAGGGGAGGUCACCUCUAUGAAGAAAGUGUUAGAAGAAUACAAGAAAAAGUUCAGUGACAUCUCUGAGAAACUUAUGGAGCGUAAUCGCCAGUAUCAAAAGCUCCAAGGCCUCUAUGAUAGCCUUAGGCUGCGAAAUAUCACUAUUGCUAACCAAGAAAGCUCCCUUGAACCAUCUAUGAUUGCACAGUCUGGUGUCUUUGGUUUCCCAGUAGGGAACAACUCCAAGUUUCCUUUGGACAAUACACCAAUUCGAAAUCGGGGUGGUGGAGAUGAAGAUUUUCAAUUCAGACCAUUUUUUGUGGGUUCUCCCACAGCACCUGAACCCAGUAACAGCUUUUUUAGUUUUGCAUCUCACAGUCAUGAGUCAGAGCAGCAGCAAAUCUCUAGCAGGGCCUUCAAAGUGAAAAGAAUUUAACUUGCUUUAUACAGUGUUUCUCUGCUUUCUGUAAUUUCAUUAUAAUCUUUAUUUUAAAUAGAAGUAACCCACUUCCUUAUGCUAUUAAGUCUGUGAGGUUGUAUUUCAGAUUCAAGAAACUCAUUGUUAGUGGGAUGGAUGGCUGUAGUAUCUAAUUUCCUUGUCUUUAACACAUGAGCAGCAUUCCAUUAGUCUGUUUUAUUUACUAGUUGAAUUCAAUUUUCAUCACUGGUAAAAAGGUCACAACAUUGUAUGUCCUAGUAAAUCACUGUUUCAGCUUGGCAGGUUUUGGCCAAUCUGUGUGUUAAUGCAUAUGUGUAUUAGCACCACUGUUCUGUCUACAUGUCUUUGGCUGAUUCUGGUAUUUAUUCUCAUAUGUAUAUGUGUGUUCAUUGAUACAUUGCUGUGUUUGCCAGUACAUUUAUGUGAAGAUUUUGGCCUUGUAAAAUGAUGGCUGGUUGAUUGGAUUACUGUUUAGUUGUGGGCAUUUUAUAUGUUUAUGUAUUUGCAUUUAUAUUAACUUGUUUGGUGGUAGAUUCAUGCCAGUGAAUGACAGAAUGUUAAAAAUAAUUUACGUUGGUAGUUCUGAAGUUUUUGUCAUUGCUUUAAAAUAAAAGUUGCAAAUUUUUUU
Molecule: messenger RNA, 2198 nt
Organism: Dipodomys ordii (Ord's kangaroo rat)
Lineage: Eukaryota; Metazoa; Chordata; Mammalia; Rodentia; Heteromyidae
Gene: Ccnb1ip1
Product: cyclin B1 interacting protein 1, E3 ubiquitin protein ligase
Exons: 9
Coding region: 734-1567 (277 amino acids)
Biological process (GO): reciprocal meiotic recombination
Cellular component (GO): synaptonemal complex
Molecular function (GO): ubiquitin protein ligase activity
Source: RefSeq, a predicted model, not a curated record